AUGUAUGUGCCGCGGCAUAGUCCCGAGUCUUCAAGGCAGACGAGUCCUGCAUCAAGAGAUCAUAACCCGCGGAAACGGGGGCGAACUGCAUGCACUCGCUGCAAGACACGGAAGCAGAGGUGUGACAAUGAGUAUCCAACCUGUUCCAACUGCUUGAAAGCGGGUGUCCCGUGCGACAAGUCCAGCGUCCGAGAGGACAGCGACCGCCAGAAUGAUUACACACGUGGCCUAGAAGAGCGUGUAGCGUUCCUUGAGCGCAAGCUCGUUGAGUCUGAUCGAUCGCCAAAUCAGAAUACCGCCACAAACAAUGCGCCUUCACUCUUCUCCCCUCAAGCAGGGCAUGGAACACCACACACAACUACUCCCGGAUUCGACAAUAAUCCCGUCGGAGAGAUUGUGGGCCUUCUUGCCCUGAGCUCCUCUGAGGCCCCUGCAUACGUAGGAUCCAGCUCUGGACUUUCUCUCGCUGCCGAUUUGGGAGAGAUGGUCCAAACAAGUGUCUGGAACCAAUUUAUCUCGAGAAUGCAGCGCCACCCCAGCACUGCAGCCAAUAAUCCCCAAAAUACUACAGCACAAGUACACCCGGCAUCAGAGCAGCCCAGUACCACUCAAAUUCGAGAUCGGCCGGCGAGGGUAGAAGAUCUCUUGCCGGGGAACGUUGAGCCUCCAACUGAUGAGAUGGGCGCAAAAAUGCUUGAAACUUAUUUUGCUAGACUUCAUACCCGAUAUCCAUUCCUGAAUCGAAGACAGGUAUGGCAGAUUCAUGAGGAUCGAUGGCGCUUGGCGAAAAUCAAGCGCGAGGAUCUUACUCAAUCUGAUAGAUUCGCCAUCUUCAAACUCAACUUGGUCUAUGCAAUCGGUGCAACAAUGCUUCAGUUGAAUGGGAAGUAUUCAAACACGACCCCUGAGCGCUUUUACACUGCCGCCUUGCAGUAUGUCCCCACUAUGUGUGAUGCAAGAUCCAUCGAAAACAUCGAGGCCAUGGUCCUUCUUGUCGUAUACCAUCUCCGAACUGCAUCGAGUCAUGGCAUGUGGUACAUGAUUGGACUUGCCAUGCGUACUGCCAUUGACCUAGGCCUUCACCGAAAAAUACAUGAAAGCAACAUGGAUCCAUUUACUACUCAGAUGCGACGAAGGCUGUUUUGGACUGUGUACUACCUGGAGCGAGUCGUCUCAAUGUCACUCGGCCGUCCAUUCAGCAUAUCCGAUCGCCACAUCGAUCUCGACCUCCCAUUGGAAGUAGACGACGACAUUCAAGAUCCCGCACUACUCACAGCGCCCCAAGAUCCAAACAAAACAACGACUUUGACAUACGCAAUCUACCUCUGCAAACUCCGCCGCAUCGAUUCCCGCAUUCAACACAAAAUCUACCGCGCCGAUCGGCCUCUAUCAUCCCUCCGACCAAAAAUGGACCCUCUAUACCUCGAACUAGAACAAUGGAAAGAAUCUGCCCUAGUAAGAUUCAGUGGCUCAGACCUCGACUACCCAAUGCUGCACUACAACCGAGCAGUCAGACUACUAAUCCAACCAUUCCUCCCUCUCCUCCCGAUCACAGACCCAUACUACCAAAUAUGCAUCUUGGCCGCAGGAAACAUCUGCCAAUCCCACAAACGCCUGCACCAAACCAUCGAAUACGGCCACUCCUUUCUAGCAGUGCAAACCGUCUUCAUGGCCGGAAUCACCCUCCUCUACGCGCUAUGGACACAUACAGACCAAGUCUGGUCCGUCCGCAUGAGCAACGAUAUCCGCGCCUGCUCAACCGUCCUCUUCGUAAUGGGCGAGCGCGCAGCGUGGGUCAAGAAAUACCGCGACGCCUUCGAGUUACUGGUCAACGCCGCUAUGGAGAAAUUGCAGGGCAACGAAACCGCCCGCAAUGCCGGGAUCGCGGAGCUGAUGACGGCUCAGUAUGGGGUUAAUUGGAACGCUCCUUGCAUGUCUGGAAAUGACAAGUUUCCGCCAGUUAAUCCGACGGGACUGGCUCCGGAUACGAUGGGCACGCCUCAGCCGCAGGGAUGCCCUGAUGAUGAUUCUGAGAAUGCAGUGAGGAUGGCGUUGCAGUUGGCGCCGUGGAUCGACCAGGAUGAAAGUGAUCCACUGUGGAUGCCGGACUUUGAGACUUUGGAGAAUCUGUCCGGGCCUUUCUGGAGUCAUGCUGAUAUGAGGCUUUUUGAUCCGUUGUGA
This is a messenger RNA of Penicillium paradoxum, 2181 nucleotides long. Its product is annotated as putative C6 transcription factor. The coding region runs from base 1 to 2181 and encodes 726 amino acids. Gene Ontology annotation, molecular function: DNA-binding transcription factor activity, RNA polymerase II-specific; sequence-specific DNA binding; zinc ion binding. The record is from RefSeq and is a predicted model, not a curated record. Lineage: Eukaryota; Fungi; Ascomycota; Eurotiomycetes; Eurotiales; Aspergillaceae. Gene Ontology annotation, biological process: DNA-templated transcription; positive regulation of transcription by RNA polymerase II. The transcript has 4 exons.